UUUGAAGAAAUAAGAAUGGACAAUGAGAGAGAGGGUUUUCCUAUAACUGCCAUUCGUGAAAUUAAAAUUCUGACGAAAUUACACCAUGAAAAUGUUAAGUUGAAAGAGAUUGUGACAUCCCCAAGCCCUGAGAUAGACCAGCAAGGGAAGCCAGAUCAUUACAAAUAUAAAGGUGGUAUCUAUAUGGUAUUUGAAUACAUGGACCAUGGUUUGACUGGUCUUGCAGAUCGACCUGGGAUGAGAUUUACAGUUCCCCAGAUCAAGUGUUACAUGAGACAGCUUUUGACGGGGCUUCCUUAUUGUCAUGUGAAUCAAGUACUUCAUCGUGACAUAAAAGGCUCCAAUCUUAUAGACAAUGAAGGCAAUCUGAAGCUUGUAGAUUUUGGUCUUGCAGGAUCAUUUUCUAAUGACCACAAUGCAAAUCACCUCCUAAAAGCUCCAAAAAACAAACCCUGCCAGCCCCAAUGUCGUACUCUCUCAAGUUCUCCUGUUUUCUUCCUUUCUGUUCAGCCUCCAAUCGCGUCUGAUUUAACUAAACUUUGCAUUGUCCGCCGUGACGCAGCGGAUGCAUGGUACAGAAGCCCAACUCAUGAUUUAGGUCCUUCAGUUGGGCCCAGAUACUUGAUCAAUGAGUCUCUCAUUUUUGUUGUAUUUGAAGCUCUUGAUGUUUAA
Prosopis cineraria is the source of this 672-nucleotide messenger RNA. RefSeq names its product cell division control protein 2 homolog 2-like. The record is from RefSeq and is a predicted model, not a curated record. The transcript has 7 exons. Gene Ontology annotation, cellular component: nucleus; cyclin-dependent protein kinase holoenzyme complex. Gene Ontology annotation, molecular function: ATP binding; cyclin-dependent protein serine/threonine kinase activity; RNA polymerase II CTD heptapeptide repeat kinase activity. Gene Ontology annotation, biological process: protein phosphorylation; positive regulation of transcription elongation by RNA polymerase II. NCBI's taxonomy places the organism in Eukaryota, Viridiplantae, Streptophyta, Magnoliopsida, Fabales, Fabaceae. The annotation marks the transcript as partial.